Messenger RNA from Styela clava, 1531 nucleotides. RefSeq names its product synaptotagmin-5-like. Gene Ontology annotation, cellular component: plasma membrane; exocytic vesicle. Lineage: Eukaryota; Metazoa; Chordata; Ascidiacea; Stolidobranchia; Styelidae. Gene Ontology annotation, molecular function: phosphatidylserine binding; calcium ion binding; clathrin binding. Gene Ontology annotation, biological process: calcium-ion regulated exocytosis. The record is from RefSeq and is a predicted model, not a curated record.
CAUAUAAGGAUAAAUAACUAAGAUAAUGCAUUAAAAGGCAAUAAAUAAAUAUUUGGCGUGGAGUCAAAGGUCGCUAAACCCCUACAAGAAUGGCUUUAGGGCCAGGAAUCAUUGCUGGGAUUGUCAUAGCAGCCAUUAUUGCGACACUAUUGGUUGCUGUGAUUCUUUAUUACCUCAUGAAGAAAUCGAAAGAGGAUGAAGAUGACAGUUGUACAAAGCUUAUGCAGAAAUAUGGAACGACAAAGCAUAAAGCUGGACAAAGGUCCGAGAUGGUCGCCAACUACCCAGAAGUGACCGCAACAUUCACAAAAUCACAUGUCGCCGGUCAACAAUUUACCGCGAGAGAACUGCAAGGAACCGACGACACGGGAUUUGUUAUUCCCAUGAAAGAAGGCGACCCUACUUUGCAGCAUUCAAUGUACAGGCCGAUUGAUCCGGGAAACAUUGAUCCCAGAUUGUACGCAGUCGGUGGAUCGGAAAUAGAGGGCUCCCAAACAAAGAUGGGGAAGAGACCAGCGCAAGUAAUUUUCACUGUCGAAUACGAUUCGAAAUUCUCUAUUUUAAAGAUCUGUAUACUUGAAGCAAGGCAUCUACGGCCAAGCUCAAGCUCGGGGACAAGUGACCCAUAUUGCACGGUAGCUGUAAAGCCAGGCCACGCCGCUAAGAAAAGUCAAGUGUUUAAGAACACAUCCGAUCCGAUCUUCAAUGAAAAUUUCAGUUUUGAAGUUCAGAAGAACGAACUGAAUGAUAAAACUAUAGAGUUGAAUUUCUUCGAUUUCGAUCAGUAUUCACGGGAUGAAUUAACCGGGUCUGUGAAUCAGAAAUUGAGUGAAAUUGAAUUAAAAGACGAGAAGAUCGAUCUUUGGAGAAGAAUUACGCUCGCCAGACCGGAUACCUCGGAGACACCCGAAGAAUACGGGGACAUCCUUCUACGACUGGGGUACUUACCAAGCGCAGAAAAACUAACCGUUGUUCUGCUGAAAGCGAGGAAUUUGAAAUGUUUUAGCGAAACGGGAGAUGUCAAGCAACCUGAUCCGUACAUAAGAGUCGCCAUCCUACAUGACGGGCAUUUGCUUAAGAAGAAAAAGACUUCGACCAAACGAAAGACGGCAAAUCCGACCUAUAAUCAAGCAAUCAAUUUUGCGGUUCCGCUAGAUGUCCUACCACGCGUAGAAAUCCAAUUUCAUAUUGUUAAUGAUACUGGCGUAAAACUUCAGCGGGGUUCCCGUAAAGAGACGAUCGGUUACUUGGAAAUCGGGCCCCAUUCAACAGGAGACGAAUACGACCAUUGGGUCGAUCUAAUGAGUAAGAAACCACAGGCAAGGUGGCAUAGGCUACGAGAGGCGACACAUGAUGUUGACGAACAGCCAUCAACUGCGAGUGAGACAGCUACGACUUCAAAAUGAACUUUUUAGAGACUUUCAAAUUCGAAAGAGUCCGCCCUCCAGAACUUCGCGGGUCGUAUUUUGAAGUCAAUGGUAAUUUAAAUUCGAAGAUAUCCUCUCUUUGGAAUUCUCUGGGUUACACUAUA